Molecule: messenger RNA, 387 nt
Organism: Olea europaea var. sylvestris
Lineage: Eukaryota; Viridiplantae; Streptophyta; Magnoliopsida; Lamiales; Oleaceae
Exons: 1
Coding region: 1-387 (128 amino acids)
Source: RefSeq, a predicted model, not a curated record
AUGAAACCGACACUCAGGGACAGAAUAGUAGCCGCUCAGAAAGAUGAUCCCUUUUUGGAAAAUAUCAAGGCUGAUGUAAGAACUGAGAAGAGGAAGGGAUUUGAAAUAGCCGAAGACAAAACCUUGAUAUUUAAGGGUCGAUUGUGCGUGCUAAAGGAUGAAGCGUUGAGAAAUGAAAUUAUGACUGCGGCUCACUCAACUCUUUACGCCGCCCACCCAGGUGGAACUAAAAUAUAUCGAGAUUUGUGUAAUACAUUUUGGUGGAGAAAUAUUGAGGGGAAGAUAGCUCUAUUCGUGUCCAAAUGCAUGGUUUGCCAACAGGUGAAGGCUGAACAUUUGAGGCCGUCAGGACUGUUGAACCCCAUGGACAUACCUCAAUGGAAGUGA